UUUGGUCCUCUCCCUCUCUUUAAGUCAUGUUCCUCCCUCCUUUUUUGACCUCAACACUUUUUCUUCCUUCCUUCCAAUUGCAAUAUGGGGUUUGGUUUGUGAGUUUGAUAAUAGACUUAGCUUUCUUUGUAACAAAGUGGUGGGGUGGCCAUGGAGGGGCAGCAACCAUCAGCAGAAAAUGGAAGAGUAUCAGAGGAUUACACAGAAGGGAGAGAAAAGGGUCAUCAUUCCCUGAAUCAAGUUGCAACUGGGUCUUUCCCUGCUUUCUUUGGGAAGCAUAGGUUGCAAGCUGCCAUAACUCACCUCAAUAACGAAAUCACUAUUAUGCAGGAAGAAUUAACACAACUUGAAACAAUAGGUGAAUCCUCCACUGUUUGCAAGGAUGUCAUUUCAAGCGUUGAAUCCAUUCCUGAUCCACUUCUUCCGUUGACCAAAGGUUCGGUCGAUGCUGGUUGGGAUCGAUGGUUCGGAGGUGCACCCAACUCUCGAAAUCAUAAACGCUGGAUUUAGAAAUUUUGUUUUAUAUUUAUAUACUUUUUUGUUUGAUUUGUGAACACAAUUGAAUAUUUCCCUCUGCAAGAGAUAAAAACAAAAGGGACAUUGUAAUGUAU
Gastrolobium bilobum is the source of this 611-nucleotide messenger RNA. RefSeq names its product guanine nucleotide-binding protein subunit gamma 2-like. The transcript is spliced from 4 exons. The record is from RefSeq and is a predicted model, not a curated record. Bases 151 to 510 code for a protein of 119 amino acids. Lineage: Eukaryota; Viridiplantae; Streptophyta; Magnoliopsida; Fabales; Fabaceae.